AUGCCUCCCCGGUUAAGACUCUCAGCGCUCCAGCACCAAAUCCCCCGAUGCCAAUAUGAACUCCGAAUUACCAGGAGCGCAUCCACUGCUGCGGCUUCGGCAAUCACGCCAGCUGCUCCCAUUGAGCAGAUGACACGCUCAACAGCCCCGGUAUCGAAGUUCCCUCGAGCCCAGCCACCCUCGCACCGCAAUCCCGAAUACCGCCGGUCGCAACUCCUGCGCUCAUACACCUCCCUUCUCCGCACAUCUCCUCUCAUCGUGCUCUUCCAACAUGACAACCUCAAGUCCAUGGAAUGGGCCGCCAUCCGACGAGAACUAGCCAUUGCCCUGCGAAAGGUCGACGAGAAGAUCGCCGCCGAAGGCCGCACAGCCCCCGCCCUCGCUCCCUACAUUAAGCUCCAGACUAUCCAGACCAGCAUCUUCGAGGUUGCCCUGCGUAUUGUCGAGUACUUCCGACCCAGCGAGGCCGCCCUGGCCGCAGGAAAACCCCCAAGCGCAGUCGAUCCCGUCACACAGACCUCCGCCGAGCUGCCCCUGCUUUCCGGCUCGAGGGAUGACCCGUCUUUGACACACGACUUGUCUCGCACUGUCCACGCCGCAGUGAAGGACAUGAAGGGCAAGCACGAACUCUCGCCUCUGCUAGUUGGUCCCGUGGCUAUUCUUUCCAUCCCCACCGUCUCACCGGAACACAUGAAGGCUGCGUUGUCGAUCCUCGCUCCCAAGGAAGCCGGCUUCCCGGCCCCCACCCGCAGAGCCAACCCGGAAUACCACGAGCCUAUCGUUCAGAAUGGUCUUCGCAAGAUUAACCUGCUCGCUGCUCGUGUAGACAACCAGGUGUUCGAUUUGGAUCAGACUAAGUGGGUUGGCAGCAUUGAGGGCGGCAUGGACGGUCUCCGCUCCCAGCUUGUCAUGGCUUUGCAGAGCAUGAGCUCCAGUGUGGCCACUACUCUGGAGGGAGCUGGCAAGAGUGUUUACUACACCCUGGAGAGCCGACGAACCGUCUUGGAGGAAGAGGCCAAGGGACCGGAGGGCGAGAAGAGCGAAUCGUCCUAA
Molecule: messenger RNA, 1053 nt
Organism: Penicillium bovifimosum
Lineage: Eukaryota; Fungi; Ascomycota; Eurotiomycetes; Eurotiales; Aspergillaceae
Product: mitochondrial 54S ribosomal protein uL10m
Exons: 1
Coding region: 1-1053 (350 amino acids)
Biological process (GO): translation
Cellular component (GO): mitochondrial large ribosomal subunit
Molecular function (GO): structural constituent of ribosome
Source: RefSeq, a predicted model, not a curated record